CACAAACUUCACUUAUCCAAAAAACCAGUUCUUGUGACUCUAAUUUAACUCAUCAAAAUUUUAUAUGGCACUUACAACUUAGAAAGAACACAAUGAUCCUAUCCUCUACAUGAACAAGACCAACCACAUCCAUAUUUCUACCAUGAAUGACACAGUGGACAAAUUGGUGAUCUUCCUAGCAAAAAGAGAUGGCAUAGACAAGCUUGUGAAGACAUUCCAAUAUGUUUCCAAGCUUGCAAACUGGCGUGUGGAAGUCACUCACCCUGAUAUAUCCAAGAGGUUCAAAAAUUGGGAAGUAGCUUCUGGUCUCAGCAGAAAAGCAUUCAGAACUGGAAGGUUUCUCACUGGAUUCAAUGCUCUUAGAAGAAAUCCUGGUUCUACUCUCACUUUAAGGUUACUAGCAGUGCUUUCUAAUUCAGGAGAAAUGGUCUAUUUCUUCUUUGACCAUUUUCUUUGGUUAUCAAGAAUUGGAACUGUGGAUGCAAACUUGGCAAAGAAGAUGAGUUUCAUAUCAGCUUUUGGUGAGGCUGUGGGAUAUGUUUUCUUCAUUAUAGCUGAUUUCAUUUUAUUGAAUGAAGGAUUGAAGGCUGAGAAAAAGCUUAGAAGUUCAGAGGGAAAAGAUAAUGAGAAAGAGAUUCAGAAAUUAAAAAGUGAUAGAAUAAUGAGGCUUAUGGCUGUUGCUGCUAAUGUUGCAGAUUUGAUUAUAGCACUGGCUGAAAUUGAGCCAAACCCUUUCUGCAAUCACACUAUUUCUCUUGGUAUUAGUGGAUUGGUUUCUGCAUGGGCUGGUUGGUAUAGAAAUUGGCCUUCUUAAAGUCAAUUAAUUCUAAAUGCACACUAUGUAAUGUUUUACUUUUCAAUUAAUUGAAUGCUUAAUUGUCUUGCCAAUGAA
This is a messenger RNA of Medicago truncatula (barrel medic), 892 nucleotides long. RefSeq names its product peroxisomal membrane protein 11B. The record is from RefSeq and is a predicted model, not a curated record. The transcript has a single exon. Lineage: Eukaryota; Viridiplantae; Streptophyta; Magnoliopsida; Fabales; Fabaceae. Gene Ontology annotation, biological process: peroxisome fission. Bases 110 to 814 code for a protein of 234 amino acids. Gene Ontology annotation, cellular component: peroxisomal membrane.